UCUAAUAAUUAAUGACGUUGAGCAUAUUUUCAUGUGCCUGCUGGCCAUCUGUCUUCUUUGCAGAAAUGUCUAUUUAGGUCUUCUGCCCAUUUUUCCAUUGGUUUCUUUGUUGUUGAGUUGUAUACACACUGAAUUUUGAAUGAUGGACUCUAUGUUCUUUAUCAUGAUAGUAGACAAUCUUCAGUCAUUUAAAAAAUCUGAUUGUCUUCCUGAGUAAUUCAUCAAAAAAUUCUUUCCUCAAUAUUUAAUAUAGAUCAGUAUUAUCACUGUUAAAUACUACACAGCUUCUUAAGGAAAAAUUUCCAGAAAUUGCAUUUAUACAUUAAACAUCAGUUACAAAAGUGCCCAUCCCUUGUUUCUAAUUGACCAAAUAAUGUAAGCUGAACAGGACUAAAAGUAUGGUAGGCUAUGAUGAUGAUGAUCAUGAAAGGAACUGUAUGAUAUGCCUUUGAAGGUGAGGAGAGGCACCCUGGAAACAAACCCAAAGAUGUUAGGUUUUCAUCAACUUACACUAAGGCCGUGGUUUGUCAGGGUUUCCCAAAACCAUCCUCAGAUAUGACAAUUCAUUAGGACUUAAAACCCAGAAAAACUAUAUUAUGCUUGUGUUCAUGCUUUAUUACAGUGAAAGGACACAGAUUAAAAUAAACAGUCAUAUCGGGUGGAGUCCAGGAGAAACUAGAUGUGAGUUUCCAAUGGAGAAACACAGAUAGCACCUAAUUCUCCCCAUAACUUUUAUAAUGACACAUGUGAAGUGAGCCAGGGAAGCUCACUGGAGCCUUGAUGUCCAGGGUUUUUUUUAUUGAAGGUUAGUCACAUAGUCACGGAGCCACUGUGUGACUAGGCUUAGCUGCUUCAUCUCAAGCCUCUUGAGAGGUCAAAUUGAUUACAUUGCAACCCCAGGGCUCCUGGCCAACAAAAAUAGGUUUUUACCAUAAAACGCAUUGUUAGCAUAAACUAUCUGGUAUAGGAUUUUGUGAGUCCUCUCUUUCUAUGACCAUUCUGGAUUAUCUUAAUGUUUGUGAGCUUUUAAAACAUUUUCAAAAUCCUGGUUUCAAUUGCAUUUAUUGUGAUGGUUUUUGCAGCCUAACAUAUCCUAGAGAAUAUUUCAUUUAUGCUUGAGAAGAAUGUGUAUUCUGCUGUUAUCUGGUGGAGUGUUUGGUUUAUGUCUGGGAGGUCUAGCUGAUUUGUACUGUUACUGUAGUCAUCUAUUCUCCAGAUAUUUUUUGUCUGGUUUUUCUCUCCAUUAUUGAAAUUGGUUUAUCGAAGUCUCCAACUCUCUUGUAGAACUGUUUCUCUCCUCAAUACUGUCAAUUAUUACUUCAUAUAUUUGGGGGCUUUGUUUAAGGCAUUCAUGUUUAUAAUUGUUAUAUCUUCUAGACAGAUUGACCUAGAUAGGAAUUAUUGACUUAACACCUAUUUAUUGUACACAAACUUAGCUUUAAUAGGAUAGAAAAAUUAUGCUCCUGUACAGCUACACCCUUCCCUUUUUUAUGUGUUUUUGUCUGGGGUUAUGUUCAUAAUUACUGUGCUAUACCUUUGUAUUUAAAGACAUACUUGAAAGAAAAAAGGACCAACCAACCCAAAAUAUAAUAUUUUUAUUCCAUUACAUGUAUGUGUAUGUAUUUAUACAUAUGCAUGCACACACUUUAUCCAUUCACCCAUCAGUGGAUAUUUAGGUUGUUUCCACAUCUGGCAUACUGGAUACUAUAAAUACUGCUGCAGUGAACAUGGGGGUGCAGAAAUCUUUUCAAGAGAGUGAUUUUGUUUCCUUCAAAGAAAUACUCAGAAGUGGGAUUGUUGGACUGUAUAGUAGUUCUGUUUUUAGCUUCUUAAAGAAUGUUCAUUCUGUUUUCUAUAGUGGCUGUAUCCAUUUGCAUUCCCACUAACAGUGCACAAGUUCUCACUUUCCUCCACAUCUCCUCAACGCCUGUUGGUCUUUGUUUUCUUUUUUCUUUUUAGGGCCACACCUGUGGCACAUGGACAUUCCCAGGCUAGGGGUCAAAUGGGAGCUGCAGCUGCCAGCUAUACCACAGCCACAGCAACAUGGGAUCCAAGGUGCAUCUGCGACCUACACCACAGCUCAUAGCAACGCUGGAUUGAUGACCCACUGAGCAGGGCCAGGGAUCAAACCUGCAUCCUCAUGGAUACUAGUUGGGUUUGUUUCCACUGAGGCACAACGGGCAACUCCAGUCUGUUUUUUUGCGAAUGCUAUUCUAACAUGUAUGAGGUAGUACUUCGUUGUUUUUGAUUUUCUGGAGAACUAUCAAUUCAGAUUCUCGGCCCACUUUUCAGUUGAGUUGUAUGAGUUCUUUAUAUAUUUUAUUAACCUCUUAUCAGAUAUAUGACUGGCAAAUAUUUUAGCUGUUGAAACUGGCCUUAACCUAUGCCUUACCUCAUCAGGAACAGCUUCUGACUUAUGGUAAAUUCCAACGAGAUAUAGAAAUGUUACUCCUAAAAUAUCCUCUUCUCUUUCAUCACUUUUGUGGUAAUGUUGUUACUGACAUUACCUUCAUUGGACUUCUCCCCUCUCUUGCAAAUGAAGGCAGCAGAGAGGGUUUGUGCAGCAGCCCUAGGUUUCAGCUUGCCUCUCUUGGCGUGGAAUUUCUUCCCCAUGAGCCAAGGCAAAGGCAGCUGGAACCCCAGGAUUCAUGGCAGUGCUACACUCAAGGUACAGCUACUUGUGUGGCUACUAAGCAGAAGAAAAUCUCCAAGCCUUAGUUACAUUUGUUUGAAUAACAAGUAGCUGGGGGCAUGGUGGGAAGUGACCAUGGAGCAGAGGUUGAGGAGUGGUGAGGAAGUUUGUGUCGUUGGCUGUUCUAGUUUGGAAUGGAGUCUUUUUCUAAGAUGGGAUGGACAAGGAAGGGUGCUGGUUUGGUUCAAAUACUGCAAGACUUUCACAGUUCUUAAUACGUUUUAGCAGAUUUUCUUGAACAAAUUUGUUUUUUUCAUUUGCUUUAUGUUUUUAUAUAUAAUUUUCACCAGUUUCAGUGGGGAGCAUGUCUGUGAAGCUCCUCAUGCUGUCAUACCAGAAGUGGAAUUCCGUGAUCAAUUCUUUAAACUUCUAACCAUGGACCAUGAACUGGUGACAUUCAGGGAUGUGGUCAUCACCUUCUCUCAGGAGGAGUGGGAAUAUCUGGAUUCUGCCCAGAGGGACUUGUACUGGGAUGUGAUGAUGGAAAAUUACAGCAACUUGGUCUCACUGGACUUGGAAUCCAACUAUCACACAAAGACUUUGUCUAUAGAGAAGGACAGUAUUGGAAAAAGUGAUUCACAGUGGGAAGUAAUAGAAAGUAGUAAAUUAGUUGACUUUGAGAACUCCAUUUUCAGAAAUGAUUGGCAAAGCAAAAGGAAGACUGAAGUACAAAGACCUGAAGUAGGACAUUUCAGUCAAAUGAAAAUCAUCUCUGAAAAAGUGCCCAAUUACAAAAAUCGUAAGUCUUUUACAGUACAUCAGAGAAUUCAUGAUAGCAAGAAGCCCUCUGAAUAUAAGGAAUAUGGGAAGGUCCUUAGUUGUUGCUUAAACUUUGAUGAAUAUAAGAAAAUACACACUAGUGAGAAAACCUCUGAAUAUAGUAGAUAUUGGAAAACCAUUGGAGUUGAUGACUCCCAUACCCUACAACUGAAUAUUCAUACCAGUGUGAAACUUUAUAAAUGCAUGGAAUGUGGGAAUACCUUUAGUUUUUACGAAGAUCUUACUGUACACCAGAAGAUUCAUGAUGAUCAAAAGUGCUAUAAAUGUAAGGAAUAUGGAAGGACUUUUAGAAAUAUUGAAGAAGUUACUCCACUUCAAAGAAUUCAUGAUAGUGAAAAACCCUAUGAAUGUACUUCCUGUGGGAAAUCUUUUAGAGUGCAUGCACAACUUACUAGACAUCGGAAAAUCCACACUGAUGAGAAACGUUACAAAUGUAUGGAAUGUGGCAAGGACUUUAGAUUCCAUUCACAGCUAACUGAACAUCAGAGAAUUCAUACUGGUGAGAAACCCUACAAAUGCAUACAAUGUGAGAAGGUCUUCAGAAUUAGCUCACAGCUUAUUGAACAUCAGAGAAUUCAUACUGGUGAGAAACCUUAUGCAUGUAAAGAAUGUGGGAAGACUUUUGGAGUCUGUAGAGAACUUGCUCGACAUCAGAGAAUUCAUACUGGUAAGAAACCCUAUGAAUGCAAGGCAUGUGGAAAGGUCUUUAGAAAUAGUUCAUCCCUGACUAGGCAUCAGAGAAUUCAUACUGGUGAGAAACCAUAUAAAUGUAAGGAAUGUGGGAAAGCUUUUGGAGUAGGCAGUGAACUUACUCGACAUCAGAGAAUUCACAGUGGUCAAAAACCUUAUGAAUGUAAAGAGUGUGGAAAGUUCUUUAGACUUACUUCAGCCCUUAUUCAACACCAGAGAAUUCAUAGUGGUGAGAAACCUUAUGAAUGUAAGGUAUGUGGGAAGGCCUUUAGACAUAGUUCAGCCCUUACUGAACAUCACAGAAUUCAUACUGGAGAAAAACCUUAUGAAUGCAAGGAAUGUGGGAAGGCCUUUAGACAUAGUUCCUCCUUUACAAAACAUCAGAGAAUUCAUACUGGUAAGAAAUCCUAUGAAUGUAAGGAAUGUGGAAAUGCCUUUAGUGUGGGCAGGUACUUUACUUGAUAUUAAACAAGUUACACUGGUAAGAAGUCUUUUGAAUGAAAGACAUGUAUAUAAAGCACUUUUGUUUCUGAGUUUCAUUGGAAAAACCUGUGUACUUAUGCAGAUUCAGUGUCUCUUAUUAAAUCUGUUUCUGGACUUUACAGCCUAGAAUCUCUGUUGACUCGGGGUUGGCAGGUGGGGGGAUGACAAAGAAAAAGAAAAUGAUAGUCAAUAAGGUUGCAAAUUUUAGUGGCCCAUCAUCUCUUUUUUGUAGGACUGUUGACCUGGUUAUAUAAUCAAAUACGAUCACUGGUUAUAAUAUUUUUACAAGAAAAUCUGUUAUAUUUACAUACAUUUACAUCACAGUAAUUCAAAAGGAGGGGGAAAAUUAGCUAUUACAGUGAUUAUAAACUGAUCACUUAAAUUAAGAGGGGUUACAAUGCUACUGUUACCAUGGCCUCAAUUUGGGUUUGUAUCCAUUUACAUUAUAAUUUUCCUAUUUAUUCCCGCUCAGUGUUGCCUUGCUGUGCUUGGCAGUUGAUCCGUAGAACUUUGAUUUUAGCAAUCUCAGUUGACGUGGGGGGGGAGCAGAUGACAAAGAAAAAGAAAAUGACAGUCAAUAAGGUUGCAAAUUUUAGUGGCCCAUCAUCUCUUUUUUUGCAGGACAGUUGACCUGGUUAUAUAAUCAAAUGUGAUCACUGGUUAUAAUAUUUUUACAAGAAAAUCUGUUAUAUUUACAUACAUUUACAUCACAAUAAUUCAAAGUUAGUAAUUAUUAAAAAUACGACUGGUAGAUAGUUCAUGUCCAGUACAGUAAGAGAAUGAGCCUCUGUUGUUACUCUUUUUUUUUUUUGUCUUUUUAGGGCUGCACCAGAGGAAUACGGAAGUUCCCAGGCUAGUGGGUUGAUUUAGAGCUGUAGCUGUCAGUCUGCACCACAGCCACAGCAACAUGGGAUUCAAGCUAUGUCUGUGACCUACACACCAAAGCUCACAGCCGGAUCCUUGAUGCUUUGAGAGAAGCCAGGGAUCAAACCUACAUCCUCAUGGAUACUAGUCAGUCAGGUUCAUUACCACUGAACCACAAAAGAGAACUCCAUGUUGUUACUCUGUUUAUUAGGAUAUAUGCUGUUUCAUAUCUGAAAUAAUUCAACUGUAUUAUAAUGAUUAAUAUUGCUAUUAAUAGCUCACUCUAUUUACUGAGUUCCCUUGUGACUACACUGAUGAUUUGUUCAUUGAUCUGUUCUGAGUUAGCAUCAAAGCUGAUUAAUUUCACUCUUCUUGGAUAGUACUCCAGAACCACUUGCCCUACACUUUGUAUGUUUUUAAUAUUUUUUGCUUACUUGAACAAAUUAAAACAAUGAACUAUCUAAAUGUUAUAAAUAGAUUUAAAAUUAAUGACAGAAAUAAAAUAAGUCUUGACACUUCUUGAAAUAACUAAUGAAUAAACGAAAAAAAUUAGUGAAUAAAACAUAUCUUUAUUUUCUCCUUUAUCUGUAAUUACAGCUACAUUUUGGUCAUAUUAACAGUUUUCUUUGAACUUGGUUAUGAACUCCUGUCAUUUCACAGACUGCUAAUCCAAUAAACGAAAAUGUAAUUAUUGUUUCUGA
Sus scrofa (pig) is the source of this 6210-nucleotide messenger RNA. It is a transcript of the gene ZNF529, whose product is annotated as zinc finger protein 529. Gene Ontology annotation, biological process: regulation of transcription by RNA polymerase II. The record is from RefSeq and is a predicted model, not a curated record. Lineage: Eukaryota; Metazoa; Chordata; Mammalia; Artiodactyla; Suidae. Gene Ontology annotation, molecular function: RNA polymerase II cis-regulatory region sequence-specific DNA binding; DNA-binding transcription factor activity, RNA polymerase II-specific.